AUGGUUGCAUUAGAAAGAAAGAGAAAGAUAGAAGACCAUUCUUCAAAUGGAACUCACAAAAGACUGAAGUCGCUCACGACUUCAUCAUUUGUUUUGCACUCAUAUUCAAAACUACCAGACCUCAAUACUAUGCCAUCAGCGCAAAAGACCGGACUUGAUAUUUUUGUUUGGGGGACAGGAUCCAUGUGCGAAUUGGGACUAGGACCUGCAGCAAAUACAAAAGAAGUCAAAAGACCAAGAUUGAAUCCUUAUUUAACCGAAGAACGAUUGGGCGGUACCAAAAUUGUUGAUUUUGCUGUGGGUGGAAUGCACACCCUAGCUCUUGAUGGAAAAAAUCGAGUAUGGUCUUGGGGAAAUAAUGACAGCGGAGUUUUGGGUAGGGAUACAUCACACUCCAAGCAAGUUUUGAAAGACUUAGACGCCCCUGAAAGUGACGACGAAGAUGGAGAUUUAAACGAAGCAGAAUCCACGCCUUCCUUGGUUCAAGGUUUGGACGUCAAAGAUCAGAUUGUGCAAUUAAUUGCCACCGACAAUUUGAGUGCUGUUUUAUUGUCUAAUGGUGAUGUUUAUGCAUGGGGCUGUUUUCGUUGCAAUGAAGGCUUAUUGGGCUUUUUGCGAGAUGAAAUAAAAUUACAAAGGACUCCGAUGAGGAUCGCGGAGCUUAAGAACAUCGUUCAGCUAGCUGCUGGGAAGGACCACAUUUUAGCUCUUGAUUCGAAAGGAAUUGUAUCGGCUUGGGGAAAUGGUCAACAAUUUCAAUUGGGUCGCAGAAUCAUGGAAAGACAUCGUUUAAGAAGUUUGGAGCCGCAACAAUUCGGACUUUAUAACAUUAGGUAUGUUGCUAGUGGCGAUUACCAUUGUUUUGCGAUCGAUCACAACGAUCAAGUUUAUGCUUGGGGCUUGAACCAAUUCGGUCAAUGUGCACUCACGGGAUCGAAUGGUGAAUUAGAGGAUGGUUCGAUUUUGAUGAAGCCUACUUUAAUACCAGAAUUGUGCGAUUUGGAGAUCAAACAAAUUGCAGGAGGGGAACACCAUACACUUGCUCUCACCGGUGAUGGAAGGGUUUUAGCAUGGGGUAGAUAUGAUAUGAAAGAGGUGGGAAUUCCUGAAAAUGAACUUCCAAAGUCAACGUAUAAGGACCAGCAUGGCAAACCAAGGUCCGUCCCAUCACCAACGCGACUCAGGUUUGGAAACGAUGAUGUGAAAAUCAAGACGGUUGGUGCAGGUUCUCAUCAUUCCUUUGCUGUAACUGAGGAUGGCUUUGUUUACUCCUGGGGAUUUUCUGAGACCUACGCACCUGGCUUAGGUAACUUGGACGAUGAUGUGGACAAACCCACCAGAAUUGUGAACACUGCUACGAAGUACGAGGAUAUCUUUAUGAUUGGAGCUGGUGGUCAAUUUUCCGUCAGCGGGGGGGUCAGAAUUAAAGACGAGGAUGUAGCAGAGGCAAGAUUAGAAAAAUACGAAGAUAUUGACGGGUAA
Lodderomyces parapsilosis is the source of this 1482-nucleotide messenger RNA. Its product is annotated as Ran guanyl-nucleotide exchange factor. The record is from RefSeq and is a predicted model, not a curated record. Gene Ontology annotation, cellular component: cytoplasm. The coding region runs from base 1 to 1482 and encodes 493 amino acids. Gene Ontology annotation, molecular function: guanyl-nucleotide exchange factor activity. The transcript has a single exon. Lineage: Eukaryota; Fungi; Ascomycota; Pichiomycetes; Serinales; Debaryomycetaceae.